Paraphaeosphaeria sporulosa is the source of this 250-nucleotide messenger RNA. RefSeq lists its product as uncharacterized. The record is from RefSeq and is a predicted model, not a curated record. NCBI's taxonomy places the organism in Eukaryota, Fungi, Ascomycota, Dothideomycetes, Pleosporales, Didymosphaeriaceae. The transcript has a single exon. The coding region runs from base 5 to 235 and encodes 76 amino acids.
CCUUAUGGCCAGCUACGACUUGUUCCUGUUCCAGCAUUUGAUUUCUCCAAGGCCGUUUCUGAUGAUUGCGGGGAGCAAUGCUCAGACGAUGCACUACAGUAGAACUGCUGCAGGUGAUGCAAAAGCGCCGAAGGAGUUGUCCGUUGUGCGGGGAAAGAAUCAUUUCCAGCUUUACGAUGACCUGAAUGACACGGCGCUGAAGCUUAUCGAGCUCUUUGGCAAGGCUUUGCAGUAGAGACGACAAAUUGUA